AUGUUUGCCAAAGGAGUCACACCUUCAGAAACGCAAUACGACGGCUCAAAUCUCCGAAUACUAAUACUUCAUACACGCUGGAACCUUCCAGUCGUCAAAGCGCUAGUAGACGGAGCUCAAAGAACACUCAUAUCAGAAUUCAACGUGAAAGCAGAAAAAAUUAUCCUCAAAGAUGUCGCUGGGUCAUAUGAACUUCCAUUUGCCGCGCAGGAAUAUAUAAAACACAGCAUACCCAAAUUUGAUGCUGUUAUAUGCAUUGGGGUAUUAAUUAAAGGCUCCACAAUGCAUUUUGAAUAUAUUGCUGAAGCGACUGCUCAUGGAAUAAUGCGUGUCGGAAUGGAAACUGGUACGCCUUGUGUGUUUGGUGUCCUUACUUGUUUAAAUGAUGAGCAAGCGUUGGAACGGGCUGGAUUGGGUGAGAGCCCGGCAAAACAUAAUCAUGGUAUUGAUUGGGCAAGGUGUGCUGUUGAGUUGGGGGUCAAGAAACGGCAGGGUUGGUCUUCCUGA
Ambispora leptoticha is the source of this 507-nucleotide messenger RNA. Lineage: Eukaryota; Fungi; Glomeromycota; Glomeromycetes; Archaeosporales; Ambisporaceae. The record is from the annotation of a GenBank genome assembly.